Molecule: messenger RNA, 4380 nt
Organism: Xyrichtys novacula (pearly razorfish)
Lineage: Eukaryota; Metazoa; Chordata; Actinopteri; Labriformes; Labridae
Source: the annotation of a GenBank genome assembly
GUAGCCGGAAGUGGGCUUUAACGUCACAUCUUUAGCCUCUGUGCGGAGCAGCUCGCGCAGCUCACCGCCAACUGGUGAGAAUCCGCAUUUCUUUAACAGACCCCCCCGGACCCGUUAGUUAACGGCACAAGCUCUCAUGUAAAGGAAGAGAAAAAUACUUUAAUGUAACAAACCAACAGUUAAAAUAUCAGGGGAGUGGUUUGGUUUUUGCUGCUACUUUCAUAAAGGUAGAGAUGUAAUAGCGAUUACAACUUUAGCUAACAACAUUAGCAUGUGGGGCUAGAUUCUGAGAGUCACUAAAACUCUCAUAACACCUCUGAAUUCAAAGCUGCUGAAAAGGAGGAGUUUACCGCGGGGAACCUUUGUUAUAAAGGUAAGCUAACGAAAUUAACUAUUCUCCUUUAGAUAGAGUUUGUCUUUAUGUAGUUUGAUGUUAAUUCUCCGUUUGUUUUGUGGGUGUGUAAAAGUCCUGAGCGUGAAAACAUGAUACAGCUAUUAUUCUGAUUUGCUGUCUGACGUGGCCUUUACCUGAGUCUGCUGAGUUUGGCUGCACCUUUGGUUUACUUUCUAAAUGGAUAAAUAAACCACCAGUUCAUUUCAGUCCACUUCACAGUCUUGGGAAAGACAGCUGAGCUGACAGCUGUGUAAACAAAGACGAUGUUCAUCAACAACACCCUCAGACUGUCAUGGUUAAAGAAGCAUGCAAAGCUUGAUGCUUGCAGAGUCAUAUCUGUUUCUGUUUAAUGAGCAUGGGAAAGGAGAAGUAUGACCUUGGAGUUGGGACUGAUACUUUUCUGCUGAAGACAUGUAACUACAUGAAUGCUAAAAUUUCACUCACAGGUUGUUUUCCCAGCAGUGUGCAGGAACCUGAUGAUGAACUAAGCUGUCUCUGUUCUUCCAGUACAGGCUACAGCUGCAACCUGCACCCUGUUUGGAUACUGUUGAAAUGUCAUGCCACUUGUGAGAUGAUGUUAGUGGGCGGGGGUGUCUGUUUCUUGACUGCAUAAAGGAUGUGUAAAAAUCUGAAUCCCUCAGUCAGAGGAAGCUGCCGCUGUUGUAAGCUGCUGACUCCUUGCAAGUAAAAGAUAUCGAAGAAAAAGAAGUCCACUAUCUCUGUCGUUCUUCUCAGCUGGCUGCAAGUCAGAUACAGUUUAAUUUUUCUGACAGUUUCUUUAGUCUUUUAUUUUCCACAACAGGUCAGACUGCAGACCUGUUUUGAGCCUCUUACCAAGAUAAAGUGCGCAGCAGUUUUUUGCUUUUACAAAUAAAGGAAAUUACAAGGUUUGAGGAAGUUAGUAAAAUAAUAAUCUACGGGACAAACUAAACUUGUGGGUGAGCCUGUUAUUCUGGCAAAAGGUCUGACUGUCAGAGCUUUGCUGAGGUAGAUAAGAUCGGUGGAUAAAAUCGGUAUUAUGUGUUUGUCGUAAACGUUGCCUCAUUAAGUAUUUUUGUGCCUUCCCUCCUUCUCACAGAUGAACGGUCAGAGUGAACACGCCGCUCCGCUCAGGGUGUUGGUGACCGGAGGGUCCGGCUUGGUGGGCAGAGCCAUACAGCAUGUGGUCAAAGAGGAGAGGGGAGCCAGAGAGGGGGAGGAAUGGAUAUUUCUCUCCUCCAAAGAUGCAAACCUCAUGUAAGAGUGUUCUCUCUCUCGUAAAAGAUCGAUUUCCUGCUCGGCUUCUGCGCCGUCUUCAUUUUGUGUUAUCACGGUCUCUGCAGGAACAUGGAGGAGACGCGGGCGGUGUUUGAAAAACAUCGGCCGACCCACGUCAUUCACCUGGCUGCUAUGGUUGGGGGGCUCUUUAAGAACUUGAAGUACAACCUGGACUUUUGGGUAAGGGGACAGUCCUCCUGCUUUGAUUUACUGAUAGGAGUUUGUAGUUUUUCAUAACUUCUCAUUUGUUCCCCUCAGAGAAACAAUAUCUACAUCAACGAUAACGUGCAGCGGGCGGCACAUGAAGUCGGAGCCGUCAAGGUCGUUUCCUGUCUGUCCACUUGCAUCUUCCCUGAUAAGACCACCUACCCUAUAGAUGAGACCAUGGUAAGAGAAUCUAUGUGAGCUUCCACGUGUCAGCAAACAUGUGAACAGUGAUUAACUCCAACUUUCCUCCUUUUACAAGAUCCAUAACGGUCCCCCUCACGAGUCAAACUAUGGCUACGCCUACGCCAAGAGAAUGAUAGAUGUCAGUAACAGGUGAGACCUCUACGCCUCCAACAGGUUUGCCAUGAAUGUGACUUGUGAAUGAGACUUGGUGUGUGUCUGUGUGUGUGUUUCUCAGGGCGUAUUUCCAGCAGCAUGGACACUGUUACACGGCUGUGAUUCCUACAAAUGUGUUCGGUCCUCAUGACAACUUUAGUAUCGAGGACGGUCACGUGCUUCCAGGCCUCAUACACAAAGCUUACAUCGCUCAGAGUAAGUCACAGAAAAUCAUCACCUCUCACUGAAUCCUACUUCUGCUGCUGUGUUGAGUCCUGGUGUCAGACUAGCUGUCAUAGAAGUCUUGUGUUUAUUAAUAAUUAGCUUUUUUUGCGUGUCAUUAGAGGAGGGGAAGCCCCUGGUGGUCUGGGGCUCCGGCACUCCCAGAAGACAGUUCAUCUACUCUUUGGACCUGGCUCGUCUCUUCGUGUGGGUCCUGAGAGAUUAUCCAGAAGUGGAUCCGAUCAUUCUCUCCGGUGAGUCCUUAUAUGGAACAUAUCAUAAAUAAAGGUUAAAUCUGGCUGCUAAUCAAGCCUGCAUGGUGUCUGCUGGUUUUCAGUUGGAGAGGAGGAUGAAGUCUCCAUUAAAGAAGCAGCAGAAGCGGUCGUGGAAGCUCUGGACUUCAGAGGAGAAGUGGUUGUAUCCUUUUCAUCAUUUCUGCUGAUCUGUUUCUCUGAAAUUCAGGGGUGUUUGCAAAACAUUUGAAGCAAAAGUACGAUUCACUGGUUACAGGAAGGUGUUCAGCGGCUCCCAGUGGCUUUAAUUUCCCCCACUCCAUCUCCCUGUUACAUGCAGACAAAGGGAAACCUUAGAUGUGCAACCCUGUUGUAGAUUUCCUUACAUGGGUAUGAACUAGUUUUGCUAGUUUUAUUCACUGCUCUCAGAUAUAAGCAGUCGUAUGUGUUUGCAGAGCUAAAAGCUGCAAUUCUAGGACCUGCUUUUUGUCUCAGCAGCGAUGGCACUGCACUCUAAAAAUAAAAUAUGGUCAUAAACAACAAGGGUCUUGAAGUUGCAGUCUUAAAAAUGUGGUCUUGAAUCUGCAGCCUCCAGGUCUGACAGAAUGUGAAAGCUGUAGCUCCACAGCCAGACGCCAGUAAAAGAAACAACAGAGAAAUAGACUUCGAAGAAAAGAUACCAGUCACAUGAACUGUCAGUGAUUUCAAUAUUCAGAAAUCACAACCUUUAAAUAAAUCCCUCUGAAUCGCAAACAUUGGUCUUCAAAUGGGUGACUUGGGGAAAACAAGGAUGCUGAAAAUCACCGCCAUGAGAAGUUUGUUUUCAUACAAAUCUGAACUGACAUGACAAAAGUUUCUCCUGCGAGGAUGAUUCUCAAGAUUUCUUCAAAAUGUUUUGCUGUUUUGUCUCUUAUUUUACUGAAAUAUCUGGAGAGCUUCCUGAAGUUUCCUUGACCUCAGGUUUCCAGUUCGAUUCCAGCAAAGCAGACGGUCAGUUCAAGAAGACAGCCAGCAAUGCAAAGCUGAGACACUACCUGCCAGAUUUCACCUUCACACCCUUCAAACAAGGUUCGGACACGCUCAGUUGUACCUCUCUAGAUUUUAGUAAAAGUCGAGUAUAUUUUAAUGAACUUCGCCCCUUUGAUUUAUCGCAGCUUUAAAGGAGACCUGCGAUUGGUUUGUUGCAAACUAUGACUCAGCCCGGAAGUGAGACCUCUUGACAAUCAAGUCGGGAUAAAAGUCGGUGAAUCAAGAAGAAGGUCUGCUUUGAGGGGCGAUCGAGAAGAGGACAUGACGGUGGCGCUGAGGAAAUCACGGCAGUGCAUCUGCUCAGGCAGGAGAGACGGUUACUGACUGUUCACUCGGUCAGAUGAACUGAAAUCUCGGUGUGGAUUCAAAUCAGGACCAGUUUAGUUUUAGUGUUUUAAUAAAUAAUUCAUUAUAGUGUUUUACUCUUUUACCUGAAUGUCACCUGCUUUGGUCGUAUUACACAUUUCAGUGGUUAAUUUAAAGUGUUCAGCUAAUCGAGGUGCUUUUAUGUCAGAGUUUUAUUGUUUAUUAAUUUUUCCAGCUGAUCAACAUUUCAGAAAAUCUGGUGGAUUUGAAGCGACCCCUUUAUCACUUUAUUUAAAGAAAUAUUUAUGGUAUAUUUUGUUUAAGUGGAAGCUUGGAUGGUUUGAAGUAAAAAAAAAAAAAAACUGGCACCAAGCUCAAUAAAUAUUUUGUACCUGA